GUGGUGCAGAGGUGUGGGGAGGGCUGUAGUUGCUGGGUGGUGUGUUGUAGACACAUUGCCGGCUGAAGGCAGCGGAAUUGAGUUGUGACUUGGAAAGCGAGCAUGGACGAGGUUUCCUGCUAACCCGGCACGCGUUCCUUUGGGUAUCGCCUCCGCUUUCCUGUUGCCAUUCGGGUAUCGGCGGUGCGCUCCAAGCUGCUGUUUUUCGUAUCAAAAAGCUGAAGGCAUCUGUUCAUUUUACAUCUGGAAUCGGAUUUCAGAAAGAAGAGCUAAUUAUGUCAGCACUGAGCUGGAAGCCCUUUCUCUAUGGAGGCUUAGCAUCAAUCACUGCAGAAUGUGGUACUUUCCCAAUCGAUCUGACUAAAACACGUCUACAGGUUCAAGGUCAAGUUAAUGAUGCCAAAUAUAAAGAGAUCCGCUACCGUGGAAUGAUGCAUGCCCUGGUCAGAAUAUUCAGAGAAGAAGGAUUGAAAGCCUUAUACUCUGGGAUCGCACCUGCAAUGUUACGCCAGGCUUCAUAUGGAACUAUAAAAAUAGGCACUUAUCAGAGCUUAAAAAGAAUGUUUGUUGAACAUCCAGAAGAUGAAACUCUGAUGAUAAAUGUGCUAUGUGGCAUUCUUUCGGGGGUAAUUUCGUCAUCUAUUGCCAACCCAACUGAUGUUUUAAAGAUCAGAAUGCAAGCCCAAGGCAGCGUGAUUCAAGGAGGAAUGAUGUGCAACUUUAUCCAGAUCUACCAGAAUGAAGGAACUAAAGGGUUAUGGAAGGGGGUAUCCUUGACAGCACAGAGGGCUGCUUUGGUUGUUGGAGUGGAAUUACCAGUAUAUGACUUCACCAAGAAGCAAAUAAUCAUGUCUGGUUAUAUGGGAGACACAGUUUAUACUCACUUCCUCUCCAGUUUUACUUGUGGGCUAGCUGGAGCCCUGGCAUCCAACCCAGUUGAUGUGGUGAGAACACGCAUGAUGAAUCAGGCAAGCCAGCCAAAUGGGGGGCACUCGAACUACAAGGGGACUUUGGAUUGCUUGUUACAAACCUGGAAGAACGAAGGCUUCUUUGCUCUCUAUAAAGGGUUUUGGCCGAACUGGUUAAGACUUGGUCCUUGGAAUAUCAUUUUCUUUGUGACAUACGAACAGCUGAAGAAAUUAGACUUGUGAUGUCCUGACCCAUACGAUGAAUUCAGCUCACUGGCUGUAGAGCGACUUGUAAGUUACCUUGAGUAGACGCAAGGAAGAGGUAAUUGGAAGACUUUGGAGAACCAUCUAGAAGUGAAGCGACUUCAUUGCAAACUCUGGCUUCUUCGACAGAGUGGUUUGCUCACGUGGUUAAGUGGAUGAUGUGCACUAUUUUUGAGACUGAACCAAAAGAAAACACCAAAACCAGCAGUGCCAAAAUGGUGGAGACGCUCACAAAAAGAAGCAACUGAGAGUGCUAAAAUGCUGACACCCCAUAUAGGUCCCCCCAAGGAGGGUGGAGGGGAUGCCCUCUUUGCCUUAAAAUGGGAACUGCUUAAAGGCCAGCCUUCCAAAAAGCAAUCUUCCCUCACGUAGCACACCCAAAGGGAUGCUUCCCUGCUAUAAAAGCAAAACACAGCCUCUGAAAGCAGAUGCUUCCAAGAAGAGUUGUUGUACUCCUAACCUAGAAAAGCUGGUGGUAAGAAGGGAAGAGAAACAAAGCAGCACUUCCUCUAAGAUCUCUAAAUACCCAGUGCCUUAAAGGAUAAACACAUCCAAUCCCCAAAAAGCAACCUCCCCACUUCAAAUAAAACCUUUCCAACAUGGGCAUAGUGCUGGUGAGUUGGCAAUUAGACUAGAUGACCUUGGAGGUCUCCUCUCACCUUAAUGGUUCUUUGAAAUGUCUAAAAACCCUUUCCAUCAAAUAAUACCCCAGGUAGAUGAAAUCCCCAAUGCCUAAAAGCCCUUUACAUGAAGUAAUAGCCCAUAUGGACAGCUCUCCCCAUCGAUGGCUGCCUGCCCUUGUGCUCACUGUGUCUGUGCCCCGGAUGGCAUCGGUGUUGGGAGGUGGGUUGUUAAUAGCGGACAAGGUUAUUUCUUAGGUCAGAUGAGUUUGGUGUAUCUCAUUGCUCUUCACUGUAGUAGUUGCUACGCUGCAAUCGAAGCAUUUGUAAAUAGUUUUGUACAAAUCAUGUCUGAUUUUUAUUAUGCAUAUUAAAGAUUUUUGAAAUAGCA
Coturnix japonica (Japanese quail) is the source of this 2183-nucleotide messenger RNA. It is a transcript of the gene SLC25A30, whose product is annotated as solute carrier family 25 member 30. Gene Ontology annotation, biological process: transmembrane transport. The record is from RefSeq and is a predicted model, not a curated record. Lineage: Eukaryota; Metazoa; Chordata; Aves; Galliformes; Phasianidae.